GGAGCCGAAGCUCGAGUGUCUUUCUUCGGAAAAGAAUCGUUAAAAUUCAUAAGUCUUAAACUUCUGUCCUCACACUAAAUAUACAAAGGCUGGAUGGUUGAUAGUUUUGAGUAGAAAUCGUUAUUUGGUGCUGUUUAUUUUGGUUUUGGUAAUCGGCGGAAUUGUACAGGUUCUGACAAAAAGACUGUAAUAGUAAUCGAUUGAAGCCUCGCUUUGAGUACAAGUAGACCACAAGUCAGUCAUAAAUAUUUUGAGUUUUGCACGAUUCUUCCUCGAAUCUGUUUACUAUUGAACCUGCACAAGUAGACAAAGCUACACCAUAGUGUUGUGUUACAUAUUACAAGGAUUUCUUAGAGCUAUCAGCAGGGAAAUUCUACAUUGGAUGUCAUGUAAGAUUGCGGUUUGCCUAGAUUUACUUCUCGACAUCUCUCUAUGACUGACAUUUGCAGCGAGAAGUGACUCACAGAAUAACGACAUUCUUGAUUCACUUAAUACCUUAACUACCAAUCGUGAACGGAAUAAGGAUUAUUAGCUGAAUUUCUAUAACACUGCUGUAUUUGGGGCUGAUUCAAAGUCAAGCUUUUGCUCGAGAACUGCAUCAUACUUCGAGGUUGCAGAGGAAGGCUAUCGAGACAGAGGGUCCCAACUAUAACUGAUGCUGAAUACGUGAAUGUGUGACCCAGUUUGCCGUACUUGUAUUUUUAAGAUAUCUAUGGGUCAGUGAUUGUUCUUAAGAUAUCUUCAAACUAUCCUUUCACUCCAAAAUCCAGCAAAUCUUCAGUACUUGAGGCACUUUUGUAUACAUCGAUGGCUCUUCGCCGGAAACCCCRUUGUAUAGCACGUAUGCACGUCAUCUCAACUCAUUUGUAACAAUCCUAAUAGUGAUUCCAAUGGCAACAAAAAGAAAAUCUUCUAUCUGAACGCCAUUCAAGACGAUUAGGGAUAUUGAAUUCCCUUGCAAUGCAUCCAAUGAGAUCUCAAGAUGAUAUUGAGGCUCUUCGACAAAGUUAUAUGUACCAUAAAGAUGACGAUUUAAGGAGGAGUACUGGAUCAAUAUAUGGGGGUGACAGCCCAACCAAAGCCAAACCACCUACAGGAAUGCAUGUAAGAAGCAAUAGUGACACCAGUGAGAUCAACUUUGAAAGACUCAGACAUACCUAUGAACUGUCAGUCACUGAGCCAAGAUCUCCUACUGGAGAAAGCUUCUUCGCUAUCGUACAGAGGUUUGAAGAGAACAUUAAGAAUGAGAAACGCACAACAAGGAAAAGGGUAGAUGGUUCUACUUUUAUAGAGAAUUUGCGAGAGCACAGCAACCAUAUUGUUGGUUCAUCGGCAAGUCCUACGAUAGAGAAAAAGACUCCUAUUCUAAAACGUAAAAACUCGCUUCGUUCAAACACUACAUCAUUUUUUAGGAUUAAGAAAAGCUAUGACAGCAAAGAGGAAUUUGAAUCAAGUGAUAGUACACUUCCAACGAGGAAAUACUUAGCUCAUUAUGACUGUCAGAGCUUGUUGUUAGAUUACGAGGACCAAGCUCAGCGUAGAGCAAAAUAUGGUGAUGGAAUGCGUCGUAGGAAUACUCGUUCUGGUGCAUCUGCAGCAUCUGCAAAAAUAACUGCAGCACAGCGUGCUGAUUUGAAAGGUUCUGAUUCAAGUCUGGAUAAUGUAGAUGAAGUAGCUGACGUUGGAGACAAUAAAUCCAAUGAACUUGUUCAUAAUUGUCCAUAUUUUAGAAAUGAACUUGGUGGAGAAGAUGAUCUAGAUCCACAAAUUAGCUUAACUAGGGAUAAUACUGCAUUUCUAAAUCCGAAUGACAUGUCAACUCCCAAAGAUCCUAAGCUAAAUGCAGUAAAGCGGAGGUCAACCUUAGACAUUUUAUUGACAGCUUAUGAUUCUGCUCGGCAAGGCAAGCUAAGGAGUGGUACAGGAGUAACUAUACUUGACAAUUCAAAGCCAGAAAGUGGAUCAUUAUACCUUGGUGAGGGAGGCAGCUGGUCAGAUGAUGAAGGGAAAAUGGUGUUUGAGCAUGCUGAUCAUGGAGCAUACUACUAUAGGAAUUUCUUUGUUGGACAAGAACAUCUGACAUAUCUUGGAAUGGAUGAGAGGCUUGGUCCUGUAGCCAUUUCUUUGAAAAGAGAAAAAAUCGAUGAAAACACUUCCUUGGUGAAAAAUGAUACCGAUGGCCAAGGAACACAGUAUCAAUACCGCAUUAUUAUUAGAACCUCUGAGCUCACUACUUUAAGAGGCAAUCUUUUAGAAGAGGCUAUCCCGUCUACGUCACGGCAUGGCACUGCAAGAGCUCUUCCUGCUAAAGAUAUUUUAGAAUACGUUGCUCCUGAAAUACAGCUUUCAUGUCUCCGAUUAGGCCAUCCUGGAAUCAAGAUACCAGAAAUGCUGAUGAAACUUGAUGAACAAGGGAUGACAAAUCAGUAUAAAGUUGGGGUCUUAUACUGUAGAGCUGGUCAGUCCACAGAGGAAGAAAUGUACAAUAAUCAAGAAUCUGGUCCAGCCUUUGAGGAAUUUCUAGAUUUGAUUGGCAAGAAAGUUAGGCUGAAAGGAUUUACUGGGUACAGAGCACAGCUUGAUAACAGAAAUGACUCAACAGGAGAAUAUUCAGUUUAUACCACCUUUCAUAAUAGAGAAAUUAUGCUCCAUGUUUCAACAUUGUUGCCAUGGACACCAAAUAAUAAACAACAGCUUUUAAGAAAACGACACAUUGGUAAUGACAUUGUCACAAUAGUUUUCCAAGAACCUGGAGCUUUGCCAUUUACUCCUAAAAAUGUUCGCUCACACUUCCAGCAUGUUUUUAUUGUUGUUCGGGUAUAUAAUCCAUGCAGUGAUUCAACAUAUUACAAAGUGUCUGUAAGUAGAUCUAAAGAUGUCCCUCCAUUUGGUCCACCUAUACCGGCAUCGUCAAAGUUUGGAAAGCAAAAGGCAUUCGCCAACUUCCUUCUGACCAAGAUAAUUAAUGCUGAGAAUGCAGCACACAAAUCAGAGAAAUUCAGCACCAUGGCAACUCGCACAAGACAUGAAUACCUUAAGGAUUUGGCUACAAACUAUUUGACAAAUACAACCCUAGAGUCUGGGGCAAGCAAGUCAUCAUUUGGAAAAUUCUCUUUAUCAGGGAAAAAGAAAGAAAAAGUCCAUCCUCCCAUUUGUCCUGAGCGAGUUGUUCGAGGAGGGCUAGUCUGGAGUGUUCAGGUUGAAGAUUACAGAAACUCCACCAUGAUUGAUUGUAUUAUGGCAAUAUCUUCAGAUACGCUAGUUCUUGUUGAUUCAUCGAGCAAGGAGGCAUUAUUCAGCGUACCUACCAAGGCCAUUAUAGGAUGGACGUCAUUGUCGUCGAGCAUCAAAGUGUUUUAUGGUGGUGGUGACUGCCUGGUCCUCAACAUCCCAACCUCAGAUUCUGAUGAUCUGCCUGAGAUUGUUCGUAGACUAGAGGCUGUGACUAUUGGUUGCCAGACGCAGACGAUAACGCUUCGUCGUAACGUUCAUGGUCAACUUGGUUUUCACGUACAGUAUGAAGGUUUGGUGGCUGAUGUUGAACCUGGCGGCUAUGCCUGGCAAGCUGGGCUGAGACACGGGUGUAGAUUAGUAGAGAUCAAUGGGCUGAUAAUGGCCACGUUAACCCACGAACAGAUGAUUGAGAUUCUGAGAAAACCUGGUUCGGUGACAGUAGUUGUCGUAUCUCCACUUCCCAGUGGGAAACCCAGAAAAGGUGUUCAGGCUUCCAAUCAACAUUACUGGUGGUCGGCCAGAUCUUCUACGAGUACCAUCUCGUCAUAUGGUGGCAGCGCCACGUCCGUAGGAGAUGAUCACGAAUCACGUGAUCAUUCGGCCUAUUAUCUCACGGCUCCUCCAAGAGUGGCGCCAAAAAGUCAGUCUAAGAGAUCGGGUGACGAAAUGGAGACGGACGGAAGUUCUAGCAUCAUUUCAAACCUAAAACCUCACCGAUCACGUGAGGAUACCCGUUCGACCAACAGCUCGAUAUCGUCCGUCACUGGAAGUUCCUCGACUCUCAACGACGAUGGGCGUGCCCACACCCCUUCGUACGGUGCUGCCUACAAAAUCACGGUGACACCUGGCAACGAAAAUGAUUUCAGGACCCCAAUUAACCACGGAUCACAGGGCUCAUCUAGUUCGUAUGAGAAUUUGAAUCCUCCAAGGCCGAAGUGGAGUGGAGUUUCGCCGGUCGUGGAGAAGGAAAGGAAUCCCGUACCUAGUUCUGUGGGAGUCACCUUAAAAGCUCCUACUUCUAAAGGGACACUCUAUGUUAUAGCAAGUGGGCCUCAGUCGCCAGGUGUCAGCCCGAAGCCCCCAGAGACGCCUUUAUUCGGCAGCACCUCGCAGCGUUCAGAUCGUCAUCGACGAAAUGUAUUGAACGAUCAUGACGUUUUAGAUGGCGAGGCUAUAGUAUUGGAUCCAUCGUCAGUAAGAAAUGGCGAGAAUAACUAUGAUUCACAUCAACGAUUUGCGUACGACACCCCUAAAGACAACCUAAAGGAGAAAAGCAAUGGCGAGAAUAAAAAAGUUCCUUAUAAGGAGACUACACUUGGUGCUGUUGUGACCACAACUAGCACGUAUACGCACGAGAAUGAAGAACUCAACGAGGCGUCUAUGACUGAGACAAUGGAUAAGAUUGAAAAGGCCUUUGGUUUCAAGACGCCCAACGUGACUGACUCACCAAGGUACGAUUAUGGUCAGUUUGAUAGAACCUCCAACCUUAGAAAAAGCGGCCGAAAAAGUCCAAGAGGAUCCACUGAAGAUCUUAAACUAAGACAACGAGAAAGGUCUUCAGAAUCCCUUAACAGGCAUGAAAACGAACAAGAACAAGUCAGAAAGGAGGGUAACAUGACACCGACGAUUGUCGCGCAUGAAAUAAAGAGCGAAAUGGCAAGGGCGUUGUCCCAUGAGGAGCUCCAGGUACAACUGAUACUGGAGGAGUUACAACAGGCGGAGAAAGACCUCGGUGGUACAGAGGGAAGGAUCCAAACUGUUGUCGAAGUGUCUCGCGGGAACACAGAAGUUAUCCGCGAAAGCACGACGAAGACCAAGGAGUAUGGUGCACGGUUAGCUCAAAGAAAUAACGUUAUUGAGCGACUAGAAAGCCAGAGACAUGCUUUAGGGAAUGAAGGGGUGGAAGGGUUAAAGAUCUACCAUGCUAAAAGCCGUAGUACGCCUGCAGAUGUCAGCAAGGCGCAAGUGAAUGCGGUUGAAAAAGUUUCUAGAAGUAAACACGUGUCAUCGCAGAAUGAUUUAACGGGAAGGUCUAAAUCUGGUGAUGAAGUGUACGCUACUUCAUCAAGGACUAAAGAUACUAGUGAACCAGUUCAACGGCGUCACAGUAGGCGAAAACGAAGUGAGAGACUAGAACCAACAGAGCGACCCCCCAUCCCGAGAACACCCGAAGCUCGUAUUGUAAAACCUGUGGUAAGAUCCGAAAGAAAGAUAAAAUUGUCCAGUUCAGGAGGUUCUGGUUUAUCAGACGAAAAAGCAUCAACUCUUCCUAGGUAUAAAUCAAGUCGCAAACAUCGCUACGUCUCCAGGCAACCGAAUGAUAGCGACUCAUCAGAUGAGGACUUAAGGGCAGGGGCAGGUUCGCGGGAUCUUAGUAGGACUGAUACCAAAGAGGUCAAGCCCACGUUUGACAGAACCACCAAGUCGACUAGUUUCCCGCGGGAUGGAGAAGAACAAAGGGGAAGAUCCUCAGGGGACAAUCGUACCCAUAAAUACCCACACUUAAAAGGAGCCCGUAUAACGAAGUUAAAAUUAAGUGCCAGCGAGGAACCGACCGAUUCUGUGGUCGAUCAAACCGCGCGCCUUUUAAGUGCUACAGCAGAAACCAAACACGAUUCGAAUUUUGUUGUCACCCAAGAUGUACUACAUUCGCUGACGCAGGCGUCAGAUUUGUUGUCCAAGAACCAGUCCACCGUCAGAGACGAUAAAGACAGAAUCGAACGAAGAGAAAGAGAUAAGAAUAAGGAACGAGAGAAGAAGGAGAAGGCGAUGGCAAAAAUUAAAAGUCAUGGUCGUGGCAAAUCACAUGGACCACACAAGUUUCACAUCCCUGUCGUGCCAAGAAGRCAUAGUUUCGAUGACCGGUUAUUAGCCAACACUGCAAGUAAGCCAUCAGGUGGAGAAAGUUCUUUUACAAGAGAGAGUAUUGGUCGUGAAGCAGAGCUAGAAAUGAAGUUAGCUAUUGUAUCGAAUGCCCUGAUGAAGGAGGGUGAAGAAAAGCAACGCGUGGAAUCAGAUUUGAAAAGGGCACUAAAAGAAAACAAGAAACUGAACGAAAACCUACGGACAGCAUCCAGUCAGCUGAGGAAAUUCACCGAAUGGUUUUUUCGUAAUGUUGAACAAAACAACUCAUAGCCAAAUUAUUCCUAUUAGUAGAAUUAACCUAUGGGUGGGAAGGGAAGGGAUAAAAGAGACCCCACGACGACGUUUUCUUGAAGUAAACAGUACCACCUUAUGUUGAAAUAAAAACGAGGCUAUCACUGACAAGACCGUCGACCACUCCGAAUUUCGAAGAAUUCAGUGCAAUAUCAUUUUUUAUUGUCUUGUUGCGUUUUAUUCGUUUUUUAAUKGUCGGGAAAAACUUCCCUAGUGAAUAUUGCAUACUUGACAUCACAGCCUACGCUUAGCUUAGUCCAUCAAUAUACUGAAGUAAAACUUAUAACACAAAGAAAGAAAUCGAGUUCUCUUAGUAGAAAACUAACGAGUAUAAUAAAGUUUAGUAAAGUAUAGGCAAUUAUUAAAGUCAAAAUGAUUCAUCCGUUUAAUGAAUGAAUGAACUAUUUUAACACUGGGUAAGGGUGGCUUGAUGUACAUAUGAUAAAUAUAUUAAAAUUAUUUUACUGAAUAAUAUCUAAUAACUAGUUUCAAGUUACGAGUUAUCUAGUUUCUUUCAAUUCUCAAGACUGUUUAUAUACCGCUCUAGAUAUGGUAUAUAAUUAAAGUGCUUAUAAGCCUUUACACAAUAUUUUCAGAAUUGAUUCUUUAAAUAGUGAAUAGUUGAUUGUGAAAACGUAACAAGGGAUUUGAGUUAUUUUGUGGUAAUUUUUAUUAUUGAACGCUGGACAUUUUUUGAAAACAAAAUUGUAAGAAACUUUACGUGAGUCACGAGUAAAAGGGUAAUGCUUUUAAAAUACUGUAUUCCAGAACGAGUGCGGUGUUGUAUAUCAAAUGAUCCCUUAUGUUACRUCAUAGUCAUUAACAUAUUGGGAAUAUAAACCUUCGUAUCUCAAAGACCCGACAUUCAAAUGACGAAAUAUUUUCACAAUUAACUAUGCACUAUCUAAAGAAUCAAUUCUGAAAAUAUYGUGCAAAGGCUUAUAAGCACUUUAAGUGAUAUGCCAUUAUCAGGACUGAUGUGUUUAUAUUGUCUAUAUUAUGAUAUUGCUAGAUCUUUGUUGCUUUAUGAAGUCUUCUUAGAUUUUGUGCUUGCACAGGUUUCGAAAGCUUUUUGGUGGUAUUUUUAGUAAGAAAUAGAUUUUACUUUUGUUCAAAAGAAAGAAAUUUACUUAAUGUAUUAUUAUUAUUAUUGCAAUAAUAAAAUAAGUAUAAUAUAACAUUACCAUGUGCUUCAUAAUCAGAAAAUAGGCAUCACAAUGACCUCAUGGUACCAACGUAUUGUUUGAAUCAAGACUUUAUGGAAUGCCAAGGGGGCAACUAUUCGAAAAUUUAUAGAUGUCAGGAUGUCUUUUUAUACAACUUUGCGCUUUUCAACGAAAAUUACAUCUAUAAAAAGAAAAUAAAUUUGCUGGUAGUUGGAACAAAAUGCGAAACACAAAGACUUCAAAUUAUUUGAAAGCGUUACCCCGCAACCAUAUGCUUUAUACAUUUUUUUCGUUCGCUUCUUUGCCCCCUCCGCAUCCCAUAAUUCAAGAUGGCCGCCGUAUCAGUAAAAAAGUCUAUUUGGGGGCGUAAAACAUUUUUGAUCUCGCGUCUUAAAGUUAGCGUCAAAGUUUCGCGAUCCCGUGGAUCUCAACUGGGAGUUAUUAGUCUUUAUUUCAACUGGGAAAAUGCAAAUUACCUAAUCAACAAAACAAAACAAACUAUGGGAGAUCGAUAGCAAACUUGUACUUUCAAGUAGUUAUUAGGGCAACCUCAAGAUUCCACGGUGAACGAUGCUGUUGCUGUUUAAAAUUCGCAAGGAAAAAUCUCAUUGAAUUUUUUUCUUGAAUAUUGUUUAAUUUUCUUAUUUUCCACAUUCUUGUGUUUCAUAGUUAUAUGUUGGUAGAGUUUUGUACGUUGUUAUUAAAGACAACAUAUAUG
Molecule: messenger RNA, 8274 nt
Organism: Actinia tenebrosa (Australian red waratah sea anemone)
Lineage: Eukaryota; Metazoa; Cnidaria; Anthozoa; Actiniaria; Actiniidae
Biological process (GO): regulation of small GTPase mediated signal transduction
Cellular component (GO): cytoplasm
Molecular function (GO): GTPase activator activity; protein binding
Source: RefSeq, a predicted model, not a curated record